GGCCCCGCCCCCAGCGGCCCGCGCCCUCUCUCAAGGAGACCUCAGCUCAGGUCCCCCCUUCACCACCCGCCCAAUUCUGACGCCAGGCUCCGACCCGCUUCUGCACUGCCCAGCCAGCUCUGAGUCCUGGGCCGGGUCCGGCGCCCACCGCGGGUCACCCAGGCUCCUACCCCUCCCCACUACGGCGUGCCUCAGAGCUGACCCGCUAGGCGGGCCCUGUGGCCUAGGCCCAGACCCAGAGCCAGUCAUGGCCUCACGCCUAGGUAUGGUUGGCGCUGGCGGGUCUGAGGCGGCGGGAGGAACUCACGAGCAUGUCCCUUCGUAAAGGUCAGCAAAAGCCGUCCGCGGGCCGCUGGCGCGCGGCUGGUGUUCCGCGCGCACGCGCACUGUACACUGUGGCCCGCCCCCUGCGCCUGGCUGUCUUCAGGUUCUCCGCGACUCCGUGAGCGACUAAGGACUGUAUGUCAGCCUACGAUGACCUGACCGCCUUCCUGGGCGAGUGGGGCCCCUUCCAGCGCCUCAUCUUCUUCCUUCUCAGCGCCAGCAUUAUCCCCAAUGGCUUCACCGGUUUGUCAGCCGUGUUCCUGACAGCGGUCCCGGAGCACCGUUGCCGCGUACCGGACACCGUGAACCUGAGCAGCGCGUGGCGCAAACACAGCAUCCCUUUGGAGACGAAGGACGGACGACAGGUGCCCCAGAAAUGUCGCCGCUACCGACUGGCUACUAUCGCCAACUUCUCCGCGCUAGGACUGGAGCCGGGACAGGACGUGGACCUAGAGCAGCUGGAGCAGGAGAGUUGCCUGGAUGGCUGGGAGUACAGCAAGGACAUCUUCCUGUCUACCAUCGUGACCGAGUGGGACCUGGUGUGUAACGAUGACUGGAAAGGCCCUCUCACCACCUCCUUCUUUUACGUGGGUGUGCUCUUAGGCUCCUUCAUUUCAGGACAGCUCUCAGACAGGUUUGGUCGGAAGACUGUACUGUUUUGGACCAUGGCCAUGCACACGGGGUUCAGCCUCCUGCAAGUUUUCUCUGUAAACUUCGAGAUGUUUACUGCGCUGUAUACCCUUGUUGGAAUGGGUCAUAUAUCCAACUAUGUGGCAGCAUUUGUCCUGGGAACAGAAAUUCUCUCCAAGUCAAUUCGAAUUAUAUUCGCCACCUUAGGAGUGUGCAUAUUUUUUGCAUUUGGCUUCAUGGUGCUGCCUCUUUUUGCAUACUUCAUCAGAGACUGGCGGAAGCUGCUGCUGGCAAUCACUUUGCCAGGGGUGUUGUGUGGGCUUCUCUGGUGGUGUAUUCCUGAGUCCCCCCGAUGGCUCGUCUCUCAAGGCCGAAUUAAAGAGGCAGAGGUGAUCAUCCGCAAAGCUGCCAAAAUCAAUGGAAUUGUUGCACCUUCCCCUAUCUUUGAUCCAGAUGAGUUACAAGACGUAGGUUCCAAGAAGCCUCACUCACACCACAUUUAUGAUCUGAUCCGAACCCGGAAUAUCAGGAUCCUCACCAUCAUGUCCAUAAUCCUGUGGCUGACCAUAUCUGUGGGCUAUUUUGGACUUUCUCUUGACACUCCUAACUUGAAUGGGAACAUCUACCUGAAUGGCUUCCUUUUGGCGGCUGUUGAAGUCCCAGCCUAUGUGUUGGCCUGGCUGUUGCUGCAGCAUGUGAGCCGGAGAUAUUCCAUGGCUGGUUCCCUUUUCCUUGGUGGCAGUGUCCUUCUCUUAUUGCAUCUGGUACCCUCAGACUUAAUUUAUUUGUCUACUGCCCUGGUGAUGGUGGGCAAGUUUGGAAUCACCUCUGCCUAUUCCAUGGUCUACGUGUACACAGCUGAGCUGUACCCCACUGUGGUCAGAAACAUGGGUGUGGGGGUCAGCUCCACAGCAUCCCGCCUUGGCAGCAUCCUGUCUCCCUACUUUGUUUACCUUGGUGCUUAUAACCGCCACCUCCCUUACAUCCUUAUGGGAAGUCUGACCAUCACGACAGCUACCAUCACCUUGUUCUUCCCAGAGAGCUCUGGUGUCUCUCUCCCAGACACCAUUAACCAAAUGCAAAAGGUCAAAAGAAUAAAGCAUGGGCCAUCCCCACACCAGAAACAAGUCAUCAAAAAUGUAGAAGCCGCUCCAGAAUCCUAAAAAGCACAGCCUUCUAACACCCCUCCAGAAGGUAGAAAAUCUGCGUGUUGUCAGAAAUGCUGUCAAUUACCAAGGACUUUUCUGUUCUGUUGAUCUUGUGUCUAAUGUGCUCAUGGAUGGGUGUAUCUGUCCAGAGAGCCACCUUCCUCCAGGGACACCAAGGCUAACUGCAGACAGCUUGCCCAUCCCAUUCCAGUGAUGGACUUAGCCUUUCCAAAGAAGUCAAUGAGUCUCUUGAAUCAGUGAGACUUGGAAGACUAUGCGAAACUUUGUAAGACGGGUAAGGUUGCACAGAUAGAGAUGCAGGUCCAUUUUUCCCUCCUCUCCCUAACUGACAGACUCACAGGAAAAGGAAUAGGUGUUGCUCGGUGACAGUGUGCUUGCCUAGGAUGCACAGGGCUCUGAGUUCCAUAUGAAGAACCAGAAGGAAACAAAACUUCUUCAGAAAAUAAAUGAUUCCAUGAGGAGUUUGAUUUCUCAUCUUUCCUAAGUUACAAAACUUUUUACUGUGAUUGCUUUAACUCACAACAGGAGAACACAAGACCUAGGGCACCCUAGAGGGAAUGAAGGUGGGAGCAGGUACAUCACGUCAACAGUGUGUGGGCGGUGACUGCUCAGUCCCACAGCCAGCUGUGCUGUGUAUGUCUGGUCAGAGUCUUGGGCUUGUCCGGGCCGUGAGAAAUCCACUGUUGAGGCCACGGCUUGGCUUCCACUGCUGUGUAAAUCAGAAUCCCUGGCUACCAGACACUUACUGUGCCUUGAAGGGCAUGUAUGGGUGACAGAGUGCCCCUUCCUUCUCUCAGCACUGUCAUGGGGAUUGUUUUGUUUGUCAUCUGUUGUUGUGUCUCAAGUUAUUCACCCUUCAACAGAGACUUGGGAGCACUAUUUCUCAGCUCUGCAUUACCCGGGCUGGUGUACAGUUGCCACCACGGAAGUGCAGUUGCACCUCCCAGCCUUAGCCACUGUCACUGCUCUGAGUGCCCAAACAAUAACACUACGCUUGUUCCUUUUACGAUGUAUAAUCAUGGGGAAAUUCAAGAAAGAAAUGUAAGUUGUGUUGACAGUCUCUCAGAGUUGCUGGCUGCAGCCGUGUAACAUCGGCGGGUGUUUGUGUUCAGUGUGAUUGUCCCUUCUAAUAUCGCACACACUUCACCUUCUUUAAAAAAAGAAACAAUAUUUGGUGGAAACUACUGAAGAUUCUUGGGCAAUGAGACAGUCUUAAUAAACAAUGAUAUUUUAAAAUAA
Messenger RNA from Arvicola amphibius (Eurasian water vole), 3362 nucleotides. Its product is annotated as solute carrier family 22 member 21. NCBI's taxonomy places the organism in Eukaryota, Metazoa, Chordata, Mammalia, Rodentia, Cricetidae. Gene Ontology annotation, biological process: transmembrane transport. The coding region runs from base 462 to 2117 and encodes 551 amino acids. The transcript has 10 exons. Gene Ontology annotation, molecular function: transmembrane transporter activity. Gene Ontology annotation, cellular component: membrane. The record is from RefSeq and is a predicted model, not a curated record.